AUGCGAUUUCACGCCUUUUUAGGUUCAUCCUUAAGUGGCCACCAGCUACACGAUAACAGCUGUGAGUCAGACGCGCUGAGGAUGGCAGCAAGUGUUAUCAGGACGCUGAGUAACCUGGGUUUGGCGAAACCCUUCCCUCCCUGCUUCUUUCCGGCUGAGGAUGAGGAGGAGACCGAAGAAGAAUAUGAAGAGGAGCUGAGAGAGGACAGUUUGGAGGAGGACGAGGAUGCAGUAGCCAGUGAGUCUCAAGAGGAAGAGCCAUGGAGUUUUGAUUCGUCCCCCAAUAACGCUGAGAUGACCAAUCAGCUCCUGCGGUUUGCUGAACUCAUCAGCAGCGAUGUCCAGCGCUACUUCGGCCGAAGCCAAGACCCUGAUGCCUGUGACAUCUAUGCAGAGAGACCGUGUCCAAAAGUCGGGGGCCGCCAGCGGUACUACGCUGACUUCAUCAAAGUAGCAUCAUCAGGGCAGGCGGAGGAGCCUGAGCUGCUCGGGCCCCUUGCAGAGCUCUUUCAAGACGCCCAAAGGAAAGGACGGGGUUUACCCAUGAACCAACGUCGCCUGCCAAACAGUUUCUGGACAGAGCCUUUUGCACAUCAGCUUGACACGUUGGGUGAUGCAAACACACAAGAGAACUCGCUCAGUAUGAUUAACACAUCAGAGGGCUCCAGUCACAUCAACACGUCAUUGAGUAUGUUCAGUAACACGAGCGUUUGCACCAUGACCAGCUCCAGUAGCUCAAGCACACCAGACUUCAGUGAUUUACUUGCUCACUGGGCCAUGGACAGAGAAAAUCCCAAUGAAUUCAACUGUGACUAUCCACUUUCAUAAUCAAUCAGCCUGUC
Molecule: messenger RNA, 842 nt
Organism: Sinocyclocheilus rhinocerous
Lineage: Eukaryota; Metazoa; Chordata; Actinopteri; Cypriniformes; Cyprinidae
Exons: 2
Coding region: 1-828 (275 amino acids)
Source: RefSeq, a predicted model, not a curated record